UUUUUUAUCGGUGUUCAGCUUUCCAAAGCAGAUAUAGAGAAGGAAGUGGAUGUCGGUGAUCGAGUUCGUGCUUCUUGUUUUCAUAUUGUGCGAGAUGCUGUUUUCCGGGGAGACAAUGGCCAACAAUUUCUGAUCGUGGAUAUUUCCUUUUUUCUGUGUGGUGCAUAAAGAAGGGGGCGUCCUUUUUUCCCGGAUUUUCGCCCUUUUUCGGGGAUGAGGAUGCGAUAUGAAGUCGUGUUGGUCGUCGGGAUUUUAGGGUUUCUGUCAGCAAGGACAAAAGCGCGGAACUCGCUAUGUCCUUACGACACCACGAUCACUACAGUACCGGAACUUCUGCGGUACUUGUCGCAUCGCGGCGACUUGCUCAACUGGAUUUUCGGUGACCUGAGGUACGUGGGUAACCUGACACGAAUGGACGCGGCCCCGGAUGCUCUGGCUGCAUGUUACGGGGAAUGCAUGGCCUGCUCCACGACGCUGUUCUUCCUUCGAAGGUGAUGCACAUUCUUCUUACCAGCAAUGAUGAUACAAU
This is a messenger RNA of Notodromas monacha, 529 nucleotides long. The record is from the annotation of a GenBank genome assembly. Lineage: Eukaryota; Metazoa; Arthropoda; Ostracoda; Podocopida; Cyprididae.